UCUCUCUCUGCCUUUCGCAUCCACCCUUCCCUAUCGCACCAAAACGGAGCUCCCCUCCAUACCGAGAACAGAAGAGACGAAGCAAACGAGGAGCGGACCACCGAGCGAUCCCCCGCCUCCGCCUCCGCCCCGCCCUCGCGCGAUCUGAUCCGCCCGCCGGCUGCUCGGCCCGGCCGAUCGGGCCAAUGCUGCGGGGAUCCGCCCUCCGCUGCCGCCGCUGCUGAUCGCGGUGAGAAUUCCAUUCUGGUAGGAUUUGAUUAGUACGAACAUUGGAUGAAGUUUGUACUGAUCUAUGGAAGUGGAAACUCUACAAGAUGCUGAGGAGACUAAGAAUGGAGGGAAUGACUUUGAAGAGAAUGGCAGUUUGGAUCCCGUGGUUUACCAGCUAGUUCGGGUUGAAGGUGAUGGAACGCUUGUUCCUCCUACGGAGGACGAAGUCCUGCAGAUUGAACAGUUUCUUGAUGACAAGGUUGAUCUGCCUUCUAUUGAUGAUGUAGGAAAUGUGGAGGAUUUUUUUACUAAUGACUGCAUGCUUCUGAAGGAGCCUGACUUUGAAGAGGGGUAUUCCGAAUUAGAGACUAAUGGUGAAAUACAUACACAACAGUUUGAUGCUGACCUAGAGGUAGACAGGUUAAAACCGUCGGAUGACUCGCUUGAUAUUCCCUCGAAGUGUACAGUUGUUCAUGAUCACAAACCAGAUACGGAACAAGGCGAUAACAACAUUGUUCACCAGGACAAUGCUUCCACCGAGACUCCAAAAUCAACAGUAUUAAAUGACUCUUGCAGUGCUGAAAAAGAAAAGACCGAUGCUUGUUCAAGAUCUGUAAAUAACUCAUCUACAGGACCAUCUGUCUCUGGAGUUACUAGUUCAGUUCCCGACUUCUCCAUUUUAAGAGGAGAAGUCUCUUUGGAUAAUCUUACAAUUAGAGAACUUCAGGAAGCAUUUAGAGCCACAUUUGGGCGCGAAACUACUGUCAAGGACAAGUUAUGGCUCAAAAGACGGAUUACAAUGGGAUUGACCAAUUCCUGCGAUGUUCAAAGUUCAGGCUGUGUAGUUAAAGAUUAUAAAAUAGUUUGCAAGGAUGCCAAACACGAGCUACCUACAAUUGGAGGAAUACCUAAGGCUGAGGUUGAGGCUACUUCUUUGGUUAGGUAUCAAGUAUUGGGUCCUGGAAAUGAGAGAGAUACACCAUCUUGCUCUUACUAUCGGAGUGAGGACCAACAGCGAUCCUCCAAUAGGCUAAAAGGAGUAUCAACAGACAACGAUGAAUCAGAAGGAACUUUGCAGGAUGAACAAGGCGCCGCUAAGAGACUUAGAAAACCAACAAAAAGGUACAUUGAGGAGCUCUCAGAUACCGAGACACUUGACUCCACUGGGAAGCUUUCUUCACCAGGAAAAAGGGUUGCACAUGGUGAGGUGUUACUCAGACAACGGGUUACUCCUUUACAAGAAGUUGAUUCAUUGAGUAUAACUUAUCCUACCCGGAAGGAUACUUUUGGAGGAUUUAGUGUACAUGUUCCUUAUGCGUCAAGGAUGAGAAGAGGGCGUCCUCGGAGAAACUUCAUUUCAUUUUUGGAUGAUGAUCCACCUGUGGAAUGUCCUGAGGUUCAGAUGGCAGUUGAGACGAUGUUGGGAAAAGAUGGUGAACAUGUGAAUCAUGCAAGCAGUGCCGUGGAAGUUCCACUAACGAAAAAUGCUGAGAAGAAAGGAGGGCAUAUAGAAACAGCUGAGAAGAAAGGAGGGCAUAUAGAAACAGCUGAUAACAAGGAGAUUCAUUCCAUAGAGCCAGAGGAUAUUUGCAGAACUGAUGCCAAGACGAAAACAAAGCGGGGUUUGAAGCGGAAGCAUCAUCGAGCAUGGACAUUGUCCGAGGUUCUGAAGCUGGUCGAUGGCGUGGCUCAGUUCGGGCCUGGCAAAUGGUCUGAGAUUAGAAGACUAUCCUUUGCCUCAUAUUCUUACCGCACCUCAGUGGAUCUCAAGGAUAAGUGGCGCAAUCUGCUAAGAGCCAGCCAGACACAGCUUUCGCCGGAAAAUGAUGGUGUUUGUCCGCGGAAAAGCAACCCUUCGAUCAUUCCAAUACCACCGGCCAUUUUGCUACGAGUGAAAGAGCUAGCUGAGCUUCAGCCGCAAGCCGGCAACCUGGCGGCGGCAAUCAAGUUCUCAGGGCAGAGCAGCAAGGCGGCACAGGGGAGAGGUUCAUCGGGGUUCCUGUGAUCCAUGUGCUGCAAGGCAAGUAGAUGAAAAAACAAACAUCCGAGAGAGAUAGUAGGUGUAGUACGCUUGUGGACGACGAACACACUUAUUAUCGCGACGAAGUUGUGAUCGCGUUCUCCAUGUGCAAUGUAAAUAAUCUACCGCGCCUGCAAAAUGCAAUGCAAUGCCUUCUCACCUGGUUUC
This is a messenger RNA of Triticum urartu, 2398 nucleotides long. RefSeq lists its product as uncharacterized. Lineage: Eukaryota; Viridiplantae; Streptophyta; Magnoliopsida; Poales; Poaceae. The record is from RefSeq and is a predicted model, not a curated record.